Molecule: messenger RNA, 4227 nt
Organism: Calliphora vicina (urban bluebottle blowfly)
Lineage: Eukaryota; Metazoa; Arthropoda; Insecta; Diptera; Calliphoridae
Gene: Sik2
Product: Salt-inducible kinase 2
Exons: 13
Biological process (GO): protein phosphorylation; intracellular signal transduction
Cellular component (GO): cytoplasm
Molecular function (GO): protein serine/threonine kinase activity; ATP binding
Source: RefSeq, a predicted model, not a curated record
AUGGGAGAAAGUGACAAUGAAGAUAAGAAGGCCAAUAAAAGUGGUAUAACUGAAUCAAAAAUUACAACAAAAAAGCAAGAAAAUGAUCACUCAGAUGUGGACGUUAGGAAUGGUACGUUAUAAAUUAAACAGACACAAGCGAAUUAUGCGAAGACAUCUAAAGAUGAUGUCAAUACUAAGGCCAACAAUGACUCCAAGGAGUCGGCUUCAGCAAAGCAGACUCUUAAUACCACCAAUCAUCCGAAUAUUGCAUCAUCAAAGGACACAUUAAAAAGCAAAGAACCUAUUCGUGUUGGUUUUUAUGACAUCGAAAGGACCAUUGGAAAGGGAAAUUUUGCUGUGGUGAAAUUGGCGAGACAUCGAAUUACCAAAAAUGAGGUUGCUAUAAAAAUCAUCGAUAAAUCUCAAUUGGAUACGACCAAUUUGCAAAAAGUUUAUCGUGAAGUGGAAAUUAUGAAGCGUCUUAACCAUCCCCAUAUUAUUAAGUUGUAUCAGGUGAUGGAAACAAAAAAUAUGAUUUAUAUUGUAUCAGAAUACGCAAGUCAAGGAGAAAUAUUUGAUUACAUUGCGAAAUAUGGUCGAAUGUCGGAAACUGCUGCACGUUUUAAAUUCUGGCAAAUAUUGUCAGCUGUGGAUUACUGCCACAAGAAAGGAAUUGUCCACAGAGAUCUUAAGGCUGAAAAUCUACUUUUGGACAAUAAUAUGAAUAUAAAAAUAGCUGAUUUUGGAUUUUCGAAUCAUUUUAAAGUAGGAGAACUACUUGCAACAUGGUGUGGCUCGCCUCCAUAUGCGGCACCCGAAGUUUUCGAAGGAAAACAAUACACUGGACCGGAAAUUGAUAUAUGGUCACUUGGUGUUGUACUUUAUGUUUUGGUUUGUGGAGCACUGCCAUUUGAUGGUUCAACAUUGCAGAGUCUUAGGGAUCGUGUACUCUCUGGACGUUUUCGUAUACCAUUCUUUAUGUCUUCAGAGUGCGAACAUUUAAUAAGGCGUAUGCUGGUGUUGGAACCAUCGAGACGUUAUACCAUCGAACAAAUUAAACGUCAUCGCUGGAUGUGUCCAGAAAUUUUAGAACUAUCGAACAUAGCAAAAUUCAAUGUAAAUAUGGAUGGUACAACUAACAUCGAACCCAACGAGGAUAUAAUGCGCAUUAUGUCUGAAUUCGCUGGCAUACCACCGGAAAAGACCAGAGCCAGUCUAAAGAAGAACAGUUACGAUCAUGUGUCUGCCAUUUAUUUACUGUUGCAAGAUCGAGUUUAUAAUAAGAAAAUGGCACAAGAAAAACACCAAAUGAGUGCAGGAAGUGUUGGUCUUAAUAAUACCACCAGUAGUAGCACUAUUGCAUCAUCGUCAUCGUCACUGCCAAAAUACGCUGGUGGAAAUAAACAGCACACCCUAUCAGCCUUAUCUACUCUAUCGACGUCCUCUGCAUCGGCUCAGUAUUCGUCCAAAAUAAUGUACAAACACAAUAGCAAGACAUCGGCAGCUGCAGCAGCAGAUCAGCAUCGGUUGAAAGCGAAUCAUGUAUUGCAUGAGGACCAGGUUAGCAAUAAUCUGCACCUGAUAAAAGAGCACUAUAGCCUUUUGUCGAAACUAAGUCGACAGACAUUGUUGAGUGAGCGUUCUUCUGCUCCGGGUUCAGGGACCGCCGAACAUUUAUUGCACUCGAAAAUAGUCGAUAAUCAUCUGAGAUAUCAUUCGGAGAAGAGCGGAGGUCGUACGUCUCGCCAGGACUUGGGCAAUAGCCAACGUCCAAUAGGUUGUUCAUCUUACAGUAUAGACAAUAAUAAACAUUCCAUUACGAAUCUGAACAGUCGCGACAUCGUUGCAUCGAAUCAGCGUCUAAAUGGUGGACCACCGGCGCGAGUUAUUGACGAACGUUCAAUGCGUGAACGUAUGUUCAGUGGGGCUGGUGGUAUUGCUCAUUUCAAUAUUGAAGAAAGUAUCCUAAAACAGAGCUCAGAAGACUGUAGGCUUUUACUGCAAAAAGCCACUGCCAUAUCAGAAUCCAAGAACAAUAAACACCAACAAAAACCAAAAACGACUGAGGAUAAACAAAUGUCCGAUACCAAACUCAACGAAUCCAAACCCCUAUCAAGCUCAACUAGUUUCGAUUCAUCCGCCGUUUUAGAUCAGAGUCUAAGUUUCCGCUACAAAAUGUCUGCCGAGGCCACUAAACUAUUCCAAACCCUACAGGAAAGCCCUCUGCCUGUAGAAGAAUCCGAUAGCAAGGAAAUUACUAAAACUAAAUCAAAUGUUACUCUCAACUCAAAUGGUGAUCAUAAGUCUCAUUUGUCCGAUAAAAAUCAACUGCAACAUAAUUCGGAAAAGUACGCAGGUACAAAUGGCAAUGAUAGAUCAACAAUGAAAAUUUCAUCGAAGAAAGUUUCCGCUCAAUGUAGCUCAAGUACAGACGAAGGUUGUGAAACUGAUAUGGGAGGGACAAGUGAUACCAAAGAUACUUCGCAAUCAUCAAUCGAUUUAAGAAAUCAACGAAUACAAUCAUAUGCCAGCAGUAGCUCUUCGAGUGGUGUGAUCGGCAGUUAUUCAAAAAGCCUAAGUCAAAAUCUUAGUAGAGGAUCCUCGAAGAGUAAUUGUUCAACAUUUGAGAGUAUUGAUUUUAAUUUGGUUACAAGCAUCGAUCUAGCUGGAAGUCUACCUUCCUGUGCUAGUAACUCAACUCUGGCUGCUUCGGUUUCCGCCGCUAGUGCUGGCGGAAGUGUCAAUUCAGAACAAUCAUCAGAACGUUCAUUUUAUAAUAGCAAUAAUUCAUGUGUCUAUAUGCCACCUGUAACAAGUACAUCAUCAAUGUUGUCCACUAAAUCGACUCCCUAUACAGACAAACGUUCACCGAUACACUUUAGGGAAGGACGUCGAGCGAGUGAUGGCUUAGUGGCACAAGGUAUUGUAAGUGCUGCGGGUCCUCUACAUAAUGGCACAGCGUAUGGUAGUUAUAGGUACGACACCCAUAAACGAAAUGGAUGGCUUGAACUACAACAGCUGCAGAGAGAAGCACACACCCUUAAAUCUAAGUACAGAUCAAAUCUGCCAUUAGAUGAAUUCAAUAAUUGUCAAUUUCAACAUAGUCAAUUCUAUACACUGUCAAACAGAAUACCUGUAGAAUUCCAUCAGCCAUAUUCGCCACAUGUAGUGCGUGCAAUGGAAAAUAUGGAGAAUUUUCCUGAUAAAAAUGGCACAAUUCAUCCGUCAUUGUAUCAUUAUUUGCGUUUGGAUGCAGCAAAUGCUGUAUAUGCAGGCAGUAUGCCAAGAGCCCACCACGAAGGUUUGCUCUACAGUCAAUUGAAUGCGGCAGCCAUGUUGCCCAUGCAAAAACCACCGCUGCAACAGCAAUUACUGCAGCACAGAUUGCUGCAACAGAAGCGACAGCUAUUUCAAAAACAAUACGCCUUGGAAGCGCAACUGUCACGGCCACAUCACAUUCUAAGGGAGCAUGGCUACAAAUUAAGUCCACAUCCACAUGUUUUGCCCAUUACGCCAACAUCCACGCCACCGCCUCAACCCAUGCCGCAUCCUGAUGAACUAAUGGAGUUGCACAUGCUCGAACGCAGUGGCAAACUCCAUCACAACUCGUUGGCACCAUUAACGCCCUACUCCAGCAACCACCACGCCGCCCUUAAUAAUCAUUACAUGAAAACCACAUAUAUUAAACAGCAAUCGGCCGAUGUGGCUGUCCUACCAAUGACCCGAAGCAGAAGUCCCAAUAUUAGUCGACAUGCUUCGGAAACGUGGAAUUCUUUAAGUGCAGCGACCAUUGUGCACAAGAAAAUGUCACCGGUCAAAAUGGAGAAUGGAACGAGUCGUGGAUCAGCGUCUACGCCCACAUCUGUGUUAGCACCACCACCACCACCACCGACAUCACAUGCAUACCAUCCAACAUCUUCAUCAACUUCAUCCUCAACUCCACCGCCGCCACAUCAUCCCUCAUCAUCAUCACUAACACUCUCAUCACCACCUGCCACACCAUUAUCAUCAUCAUCGUCACUGGCACUGGCACCACCAACUGCAUCUUCGCUGUCAUUGACAAAGCAAUCAUCUUCCAACUCAUCCUCGUCAUCGUCCUCAUCUUCAUCAUGCACAACAGCAACAAAUUUAUAUACACCGAAUUGGCAGACUGUCAUUAAACCGCUUAGCGAAAGUCCUAUUUUAGAAAUGGCCGAGCACAUGGAAUCUGUUUAAGAGCACAUACCGCAUCCUAUAUAUACUCUC